Papaver somniferum (opium poppy) is the source of this 722-nucleotide messenger RNA. RefSeq names its product non-specific lipid-transfer protein 1-like. Gene Ontology annotation, biological process: lipid transport. Gene Ontology annotation, cellular component: membrane. The record is from RefSeq and is a predicted model, not a curated record. The transcript has 2 exons. NCBI's taxonomy places the organism in Eukaryota, Viridiplantae, Streptophyta, Magnoliopsida, Ranunculales, Papaveraceae. Gene Ontology annotation, molecular function: lipid binding. Bases 80 to 445 code for a protein of 121 amino acids.
AGCUAGACCAAAGAUAACACAAAAUCCUUAGCCAAAAAGAAAAUAGAGAUACCAAAAGAAACUUUCAGUUUACUAAGAAAUGGCAAACUCUAGCAACAAUGCAGUCAAGGUUGUGAGUACUUUAGUGUUAAUGUGCAUGUUGAUCAGUGCACCAUAUAUGGCCGAAGCUAUAACUUGCGGUCAAGUUGUUUCGUCCCUGGCUCCUUGUAUUAUGUACUUGACCGGAAAAGGUGCCUUAACACAAGGAUGUUGCGGAGGAGUAAAAGGUUUAAACAGCGCAGCCAAAUCAACAGCCGACAGAAAGACUGCUUGUAAUUGUUUGAAAUCUCAAGCCGGUAAUAUUAAGGGAAUUAACUACGGUCUUGCUGGUGGCCUCCCAAGCAAAUGCGGUGUUAGCAUUCCUUACAAGAUCAGCCCUUCUACAGACUGUACUAAGGUGGUGUAAAAAGCUUGAUGAGACUUGUACGCAGUAUCCCACCGUCUGAUAUAUAGAUCGCGUGGAUGAGAAUAAGCAAUGGAGCUUCCUUGAUCGUUGAAUGCUCCAGCAUUAGAGCAUCUUAGAGUUUCUUUGAGUUUGAACUACUUAUAUUAUGUUGUGUAAUGUCACGUUGUCGAUUUUCCAAUUAUGGAUAUAUCGAUGACAAAGUUUCAAUCUAAAAAAAUCUAGACAUAUUUAUGUAUUUUUCUUAUGAAUAGUUUGAAUUCUGAACUCAAUUUCGAAA